AUGGCCGCUACCAACCCCAUCUCCAUAUCCCUCCUCCACAACUACGGCGGCACGUCCGACGUAACGCGCGCAGGUGUAUUCGCUGGGUUCGCCGGAAUAGCAUGCUACAACGCCGUCGAGCUGGUCAUCCUCUGCCUGUUCUCUUUCAAACGUCGCAAUAGCACCUACUUCUGGAGUCUACUCAUCGCCUCUUUCUGCAUCAUCCCCUACACUAUCGGUUUCGCCCUUAUCUUCUUCCCGACAGCCGCCACACCCUGGCUAAGCAUAAGCAUCGUCUUGCCGAGCUGGUAUGGAAUGGUCACCGGUCAAUCGGUUGUGCUGUGGUCGCGACUGCAUCUGGUGCUGCAGAAUCGGAAGGUGUUGCGCGGUGUGCUGUGGAUGAUCUGUAUCGAUGCUGUCAUCUUCCAUCUGCCAACCUCGGUUAUAAUUUAUGGGACGAUUGCUCAUCCGACGGGGCCAUGGGCCCUCGGGUACGAUAUCAUGGAGCGUAUUGAGCUGGUUGGGUUUUGUGUACAGGAGUUUAUUAUUUCCAGUAUUUACGUCUGGGAAACCAUCAAAUUACUCCGUCUCAGGCCCGAAGGUCGUCACUUUGGGAUUCUUAACCAGUUGCUGGUUAUCAAUAUCAUCAUUGUUCUAUUGGAUAUCUCUGUCGUCGUCAUCGAAUACGUCGGCUACUAUGCCAUCCAGGUCACGUUCAAGCCUGUCGCUUACAGCAUCAAGUUAAAGCUUGAAUAUGCGAUCCUGGGUAAAUUGAUCGCGGUUGCGCGCGGUCGCAGUCACAGUCGGGAAUUGCAUUCCAGUGAGCGUGAGAUCAACGAAGUUAGCUCAUUUCCUUCGGAUGCAGAUCGGCUUUCAAAUAUGUUGUCACCGAUGCAGGUUCGUCGGCAGUACACUCCACCAUGGCUUUCCGGAGCGAUCAGCUUCGGCUUUUCUUCUUCAUCUACUUCAUCUACUUCAUCUCCUGUUAUGCGGGAUCCAUGA
Messenger RNA from Penicillium robsamsonii, 981 nucleotides. RefSeq lists its product as uncharacterized. Lineage: Eukaryota; Fungi; Ascomycota; Eurotiomycetes; Eurotiales; Aspergillaceae. The transcript has a single exon. The record is from RefSeq and is a predicted model, not a curated record. The coding region runs from base 1 to 981 and encodes 326 amino acids.